AUGGCGAAUGGAGGGAAAUCUGUUGAAGAAGCUAGAGUAGCCACCAUCGUUACUAGAGUAGGAGUCAUCUUUGUGGUGGUCAUCAAUGGGAUGAGUGAAAGAAGAGUUGAAAUUCAACUCCUCAUCGUUGAGAGUGAAGAUUUUGUGCCACCUAUGCGAAUACUGUACUCAACAUUGAAACCUUACGAAUAUGGGUUCCGUGUGUUCUUGAUCACAUACUGUUUCAUCACUGUAUCAGGUUAUCACACCGGCGAAUUUAUUCAAACAGCUAUAAGUAGGUUUUUGCUCAUUGUCCUGGGUGUUGGUGUUUCAUUGGGGGAAAAUUUCUGGGCAGCAGAAUGGUUGUCUGACUAUAUGCUACAUCCUUUUCUGAUCACGGAAAAGCAAAAGAGCAGCAGAACUAACAUGCAUACUAUGUGUUCGACAGAUUGCAGAAGAUAUUCUCGACAAGAGCACUAUACAGGCAUCUCUCAGUCUCAAGGAAUAGACAAUGGUCUGAUUCUAGAGUGCCUGGUUGUGGAGAUAGUGAACAAAUCCUACUCAAUUGAUCCUGCUCUACUUAAAGUUGAGAUGGGGUUUGCUGUCUGGGGGCCACCUCAUGGUCAUUACAAGAUGCAUAGAUGUCCAUGGAAGAAUUAUGUGGAAGUUAGUGGAGCACCGAGGCACUGUGCGUUUAUGGUUAUGGCUUUGCAUUAA
This is a messenger RNA of Prosopis cineraria, 696 nucleotides long. Its product is annotated as aluminum-activated malate transporter 9-like. The transcript is spliced from 7 exons. Gene Ontology annotation, biological process: malate transport. The coding region runs from base 1 to 696 and encodes 231 amino acids. The record is from RefSeq and is a predicted model, not a curated record. Gene Ontology annotation, cellular component: plant-type vacuole membrane. Lineage: Eukaryota; Viridiplantae; Streptophyta; Magnoliopsida; Fabales; Fabaceae.